AUGCUGAUUACAAUCAACAACUCUUACAAGCCUUUGCUUCUUACAAAAACAUAUCUUCAUAAAAGUCUCAUUUUCUUUCCCAAUACAACCACCAAUGGCCAUUGUACAAAAGCUGAGACGGUCUUUAUCAAGCGAAAGAAGAUCAGCCGAGGUUCCAAAGGGGCACUUAGCUGUUUACGUUGGGGAGACCAGCGAAAAGAAGCGCUUUGUUGUUCCGGUGUUUUAUUUGAAGAAUCCUAUGUUUCAAGAAUUGCUGUCUCAAUCUGAGGAGGAAUUCGGGUUCCAUCAUCCAAUGGGAGGCCUCACCAUUCCAUGCAGCGAGGACUUAUUUGUGGAUAUCACAUCCCAAUUGAGCAAGGCAUAUAAUACAUACAUGUAUAGAUGACUAGAUAGAAAGAUAGAUAAUGAGAUAGAUUUAUUAUUAUUAUUAUUAUUAUUAUUUUUCCA
Messenger RNA from Andrographis paniculata, 447 nucleotides. Its product is annotated as auxin-responsive protein SAUR21-like. The coding region runs from base 95 to 385 and encodes 96 amino acids. The transcript has a single exon. The record is from RefSeq and is a predicted model, not a curated record. Lineage: Eukaryota; Viridiplantae; Streptophyta; Magnoliopsida; Lamiales; Acanthaceae. Gene Ontology annotation, biological process: response to auxin.